This is a messenger RNA of Tetrapisispora phaffii CBS 4417, 984 nucleotides long. It is a transcript of the gene IZH2, whose product is annotated as PAQR-type receptor. The transcript has a single exon. Gene Ontology annotation, molecular function: signaling receptor activity. NCBI's taxonomy places the organism in Eukaryota, Fungi, Ascomycota, Saccharomycetes, Saccharomycetales, Saccharomycetaceae. Gene Ontology annotation, cellular component: membrane. The coding region runs from base 1 to 984 and encodes 327 amino acids. The record is from RefSeq and is a predicted model, not a curated record.
AUGACAAGUAGCUCUAGGUUACAAAAACGCAAUGGCGAAACUAUAGUUUCAUCUUCUGCUGUUACAGAGGAGGAAUAUACUAUUGCCAAUGAUGGAGUCAAGAGUAAUAAGAAAUUAGUGAAAAUUAUUGGGAGGUUUACAAGACAGUUAAUUACAAUUACGCACUGGGACGACUUACCUGAUUGGCAAAAGGAUAAUGAGCAUAUUCAUGAAGGUUAUGUUAAGGAAACGAACAGUUUUAUAAAUUGUUUCGAGAGUUUAUUUUUUUUACAUAAUGAAUCAGUGAAUAUUUAUUCUCAUAUGGUUCCAGGAUUGUGUGCAUUAUUUAUGUUAUUAAUUGAUAUUAAUAUAAUUAAAAAAUUUCCAACUACUACAUUCGUAGAUUACUUUAUGAUUGACUUAUUUUUAGCUGGUGCAUUUUCUUGUUUGAUAUUAAGUAGUGCGUUUCAUACAUUGAAAUCACAUUCACUCUUUGUCGCAAUUUAUGGAAAUAAAUUAGAUUACCUAGGGAUAGUUAUUUUAAUUGUGACAUCGAUGAUUAGUAUUUUGUACUAUGGUUUUUAUGAUACACCAUAUUUCUUUCAUUUGUUUUCUACAAUUACUAUAUUAUUUGGAAUAGCUUGUGGAACAGUGUCAUUAGCGAAUAAAUUUCGUUCAAGAGAAUGGAGACCAUACAGAGCAACCUUAUUCGUAUGCUUUGGAUUGUCUGCUGUUUUUCCAGUCCUCACAGGAAUAUGGUAUUAUGGAUUGGAAGAUACAUUUAAAAGGAUUCAAUUAAAAUGGAUUGUAACAGAAGGAUUCUUUUACAUUUUUGGUGCAUUUUUAUACGCAAUGAGAUACCCUGAAAGAAUAUGCCCAGGUGCAUUUGAUCUUUGGGGCCACUCACACCAGAUCUUCCAUGUAUUUGUUGUUAUCGCAGCAUAUAGUCACUUCCAUGGGUUAUUAUCAGCAUAUGAGUACGCUCAUGAAAUGUUAAUUAAGUAG